CAGGUCUCUGCCAUGCCAGGGGACAGAGGCUAGGAGGGAAGGUGGAAGGAGCCGGCUGGGCUCGAUCGCCCAGAGCCCUCCCAUUCCGGGAGUUGAAGCAGGAAGAGGGUGGGGCGUUUACUCACAUGGCCCCGGAGGUCACUCACACUUCUGGGGUCUCCCAAAGCCAGGGCCUGUACACAGGAAAUGCAACCCCAGCGCGAGGGGUCCAGAACUGGGAUGGAACCAGCCUGCCUGGGAUGCUACCAUCGCAAACCCUAUUCACCGAUCAGAAACCCGAUAAAGAUGUUAUAUGAAAGAACAUUCUACUUCCACUUCAAGAACCUCCACUAUGCCAACGGUCGAAAGAAUACCUUCUUGUGCUUCGAAGUGAAUAGGAUGGAGUGCGGUGAACUUGUCCCCCUUUGCCAAGGGGUCUUUAGAAAAGAGAGCAGCAACCUCCAUGCUGAAGUGUGCUUCCUCUACUGGUUCCACACCCAAGUGCUGGGGAUGCUGCCCCCUGGUGAAAAGUACAAGAUCACCUGGUAUAUGUCCUGGAGCCCCUGCAGUGAGUGUGCAGCGGAAGUGACCAGGUUCCUGGACACACACCGCAACCUGAGUCUGGCCAUCUUCAGCUCCCGCCUCUACUACUUUUGGAAGUCGGACUACCAGGACAAGCUUCGCAGACUGAAUCAGGCAGGAGCCCAGAUAGCUGCCAUGGACUUCCCAGAAUUUGAAAAGUGUUGGAACAAGUUUGUGGACAAUGAUGGCAAGUCAUUCAGGCCCUGGAAGAGACUUAAAAUAAAUUUUAGGAACCAGGAUUCCACGCUUUGGGAUAUUCUCAGGGGCCCGGUGAGUCUGCUGACAGAAGACAUAUUCUACAUGCAGUUUAGCAAUAGGCACCGGGUCCAGCCAGUCCAGCAGCGUCGUUACUACCAAAGGAAGACCUACCUGUGCUACCUGCUGGAGCCGUACAAUGACCAACAGCCACUCAAAGGCUGCCUGCAGAACAAGAAAGAUAAACACGCAGAAAUCCUCUUCAUUGAUAAGAUGCGUUCCUUGGAACUCUGCCAAGUGCGAAUCACCUGCUACCUCACAUGGAGCCCCUGCCCGAACUGUGCCCAGGAACUGGCUGCAUUCAAAAAGGAUCACCCAGACCUGGUUCUGCGCAUCUACACCUCGCGUCUGUACUUCCACUGGAGGAGGAAGUACCAGGAGGGGCUGUGUUCUCUGUGGCGAUCAGGGAUCCAGGUGGACGUCAUGGACCUCCCGCAGUUUACUGACUGCUGGACAAACUUUGUGAGCUCCCAAAGCCCGUUCCGGCCGUGGAAUAAUCUGGAGAAAAACAGCAGGUGCAUACAACGAAGGCUCCAGAGGAUCAAGGAGUCCUGGGGUCUGCAAGAUUUGAUGAAUGGCCUUGGAAAUCUACAACUUGGACCCCCAUUGUCCUGAAUGGCAAGAAGAGAUUCGAGACAGUCUCUAGUGUGUCUUUCGGCUUCCACCCCUACGCCAGGUCUAGAAGACCUUGCACUCCUGUUCCUUUCUUUUGCCGUUUCUUUCUUUUCUUCUCUUUUCUUUCUUUCUUUGUUGUUGUUUCUUGGCACAGGGUCUCAACUGUGUAGCUUGCUACGCUGUAACUUGCUAAUAGACCAGUCUGGCUUGAAACUCAUAGACAUCCAUCAGCCUCUGCCUCCUGAGUGCUGGGAUUAAGGCAUGCGGGCCACCAUUCUGGGCAUGGUGCCACGGUUCCGGAACUUUCCUUCCUUUCUCUUAUUCUCAUUUUAUCUUUUUUUUUUCCAUCGAUAGGUGCUUAAUUUUGUAAUUGAAAUUUUUAAGUUGUGCUGGGCAUGGUGGCUCGGGCCUCUCUGAGAGUUAGAGGCCAGCCUGGUCUACAUAUCGAGCUCCAGGACUACACAGAGAAACCUAUGCCUCGAAUAAAUAAGGAAGAAGAAGAAAAAAGAAAACAAAUUGGGCAUGAUGGAUCAUAUCUGUAAUCUAACACUUGAGAGGUUGAGGCAAGAGGAUUACUACAAGUUUGAGGUCAGCCUGGGCUGCACAGUAAGAUCUUGCCUUAAAAAAAUAAAAAUAAGCCAGGCGUUGGUGGCGCACGCCUUUAAUCCCAGCA
Mesocricetus auratus (golden hamster) is the source of this 2104-nucleotide messenger RNA. RefSeq names its product DNA dC->dU-editing enzyme APOBEC-3. Gene Ontology annotation, molecular function: zinc ion binding; RNA binding; cytidine deaminase activity. The transcript is spliced from 8 exons. Lineage: Eukaryota; Metazoa; Chordata; Mammalia; Rodentia; Cricetidae. The coding region runs from base 187 to 1431 and encodes 414 amino acids. Gene Ontology annotation, cellular component: cytoplasm; P-body; nucleus. Gene Ontology annotation, biological process: defense response to virus; negative regulation of single stranded viral RNA replication via double stranded DNA intermediate; cytidine to uridine editing. The record is from RefSeq and is a predicted model, not a curated record.